Sporothrix brasiliensis 5110 is the source of this 1353-nucleotide messenger RNA. Its product is annotated as chromatin spt2 protein. NCBI's taxonomy places the organism in Eukaryota, Fungi, Ascomycota, Sordariomycetes, Ophiostomatales, Ophiostomataceae. Bases 1 to 1353 code for a protein of 450 amino acids. The record is from RefSeq and is a predicted model, not a curated record. The transcript has 2 exons.
AUGAUUAGCGAUCUCCUCGCCCAGAUAUCCGGCGAGGGCGGCUCCAAGCCGUCUACGCCGGCGCUGCCGCCGAAACGAAAGGCCAAUGCCGAUGUGCCAAACGGCCAGGCCAACAAACUGCCACGGACGACGACCACGACGAUGACGCCCGCGGGCGGCCGGGAUCGAAGCGGAGGACCAAACGGAUAUACAGGCACAGCACGCAACCCGACUCUCGAAUCCCGGCCCAACGUAUCGAGUCGACCACUACCGAGCACGAGUGCUUCGAAACCGGCUUCGGCAGCACAGCGCCCUGGCGCCUCAGCAUCUGCAUCGGCAUCGUCAUCGUCACCUCGACCCUCCCUGCCAAACAGUGGCGUCCGCAGUGGACCGACCAGCAGCAGCGCAAGCAAUGAAGACACCACGGGACGCACAGCGGCAGCGUCCGCGAAUAAGGCUCCGAAGCGGGGCUCGUACCAGGAAAUCAUGGAGCGGGCCAAGGCGGCACAGUCCGCCAUGGGCCAGAUGGGCAAGAUCCAGCACAAGCCACUGGAAAAGAUGCCCACCAAACGCGAGCGGAUGAUGACCAAGGCCGAGGAGACGUCGCGUGCAAGUGCCGGUGUGACGAAGCGCGGUUCUGGCCUGCCGCCCCUCGGAGGUGGCCGGCCACGGCCAGGCGGCCGGCUACCACCACUGGGCAGCAAGGCAUCGGCUGCAGCGGGGCCAAGGCGAGGCAAUGGUCUUCCUCCUCUGGGCAAAGCAGGAACAGGAAGAGGAACAGGUAGUGCUGGAUCCGCCUCGAACGCGGGCCGGCGUAAAACCGGUGCGGCCGCUGCUGACGGCAAGGAAGAAGAGAAGCGGCCCAAGAAGGCCGCCACAGCGACGACGGGCUACCAGGGCACCGCCCGGCCACGACCAACGUCCUCCUCGUCCGGCACCGGCCCCGCUGGUCGAGAUGGUGCUGGUGCUGGUGCUGGUGCUGGCCGGUCGGGCGGCAGCGACUCACGCCACCGCGGUGCACCGCGCAUGCCAUUUGGCAAUCCCCGGCGGUCGCGGUACGACGACGACGACGACGACGAGAUGGACGACUUCAUCGAGUACGACGAGGACGAGGACGAAGAGCAGACUGUGGGCGGGCGCUACGGCGGAUAUGGCGGUGGUAGUGGCCGCGGCCGCGGCCGCUACGAUGAUAGCGACGAGGAAGAGGACGAGUCGGACAUGGAGGCCGGUCUCUCCGACAUUGACGAGGAAGAGCAGCGUGCAGAGCGGCAGGCCCGGCGCGAAGACGCCGAGCAGGAGGCAUUGGAGCGGCGGCUCAAGGCAGAGAAGGAGGAGCGCAAGCGGAGACUCAUGGCAGCCUCGUCUCGCCGGUAA